This is a messenger RNA of Hibiscus syriacus, 387 nucleotides long. RefSeq names its product lysM domain receptor-like kinase 3. NCBI's taxonomy places the organism in Eukaryota, Viridiplantae, Streptophyta, Magnoliopsida, Malvales, Malvaceae. The coding region runs from base 4 to 363 and encodes 119 amino acids. Gene Ontology annotation, molecular function: transmembrane receptor protein kinase activity. Gene Ontology annotation, biological process: innate immune response; protein phosphorylation. The record is from RefSeq and is a predicted model, not a curated record. The transcript is spliced from 3 exons.
UUCAUGUUUGUUUGCAGAUAUGCUCAAUACGGUGAUGUUUCUCCCAAAGUAGAUGUAUAUGCCUUUGGGGUUGUACUCUAUGAGCUUAUUUCUGCUAAAGAAGCUAUUGUCAAGGCAAAUGGCUCUCUUGCUGAAUCAAAGGGUCUUGUUGCCCUGUCUGAGGAAUCUCUUGAUGAGCCUGAUCCUAAAGAAGCAUUUUACAAGCUUGUUGAUGAGAGACUAGGAGAUAAUUACCCACUAGACGCUGUGUUCAAGAUGGCUCAGCUUGCCAAAGCGUGUACACAUGAAAACCCUCAGCUACGACCGAGUAUGAGAUCCAUAGUGGUUGCUUUAAUGACACUUUCAUCAUCAACAGAGGAUUGAGAUGUUGGUUCUUUCUAUGAAAAU